Molecule: messenger RNA, 3211 nt
Organism: Nerophis lumbriciformis (worm pipefish)
Lineage: Eukaryota; Metazoa; Chordata; Actinopteri; Syngnathiformes; Syngnathidae
Biological process (GO): regulation of transcription by RNA polymerase II
Cellular component (GO): nucleus
Molecular function (GO): DNA-binding transcription factor activity, RNA polymerase II-specific; RNA polymerase II cis-regulatory region sequence-specific DNA binding
Source: RefSeq, a predicted model, not a curated record
GUGUAUUCUGGUAGCAAUCGUCUCGUAAAAACCAACAGAGCAUUUGGUCUGUAAGUCUGCGUUAAUUGCUUUAUUUGUACGUGUUUAUCUAUUGGUCUUUAAGGUGUGACAAACUAAACUUUAUUCAGUCUUCAUUUUAUGAUGAACCCUACUCGACUCAGUGAACCGUGAACUAAGCUUCUAAUGCUAAUUUAUCCUGCUAGUUAGCUUAGCUUGCUAGCUGCUACCAAAGUGACACCGAAAGUGUCACUUUGGUAAAUGCGUGAAAUACAAAUGCCGAGAGUAUUUGUGAAUCAGCAUCUAACUGCGGCUGUGGAAUAAAUAUUUGUAACGUUAUAAACUAAGAAAGAUGGCAGAGUACAACGAGGAACUUUCUCGAACAAAAGAGAACUAGUGACAACGUCAACUACUGGACGCUGUUUUCAAGAAGCAUCAAGUUGUGUCACUCAGAACAGAGGAUGAACUGCUGCUUAUAGAAGCGAGCGCGAAGAAGAGGGUGAAACAAUGGAGCAGACAGAUACCGAGAGACUGAGGUCAGUCGUCAGUGCGUCUUGGUCACGCUGCAAAUCCGGAAUUUUGAGCAAAGCUAUGCCGAAAUAUUGGAGUGCCCAGAUCAACUAGAAACGCCCCCGGCCAGCUUGACCAAACGGACAACUGUCCAUUGAACGUCUGUGAAGAACAUCUUCUACCUAAGCAGCAAGAGGGGGACCUCCAGGAUGGACCAGGAGAAACCUCAGCCCCCCCAUAUUAAAAAGGAAGAGGAGGAGCCACAUUCCACCCACAUUAAAGAGGAAGAUGAGGAGCUCCCUUUCUUAAAAGAGGAAGAUGAGGAACACAGUAUCAGUCAGAAUGGAGAGCAACAUGAAGGACUGGAGGAUGUUGAUGUCCCCAAGAUGCCAUUGAUUUAUGUCAUUGUGAAGAGUGAAGAUGAUGAGGUCAAAAGUGAAAGUGAGGAGAAGAGAGAGGUGGAGCCUCCAAGCAGCAGCUCAACUCAACACAUGACAACAGAAGCUGAUGGAGACCACUGUGGAGGAUCACAAGCAGACAAGCUCUUAGCUCCACUAUCAGAUAGUGAUGACACAACGUCACACUCUCCUGACACUGAUAAUGAAGACUCUGAAGCUGAUACAACAUGUCCCACUGACAACACACACUUUGAAUGUUCUCACUGUGGCAAAACCUUUAAUCACUGUCGUAACCUUAAAACACACAUGAGAAUACAUGCUGGUGUAAUACCUUUUUCUGGUUCAAAUAAUAAUUUACCAAUACACAUGAAAAAACACACUGGUAAAAAACAUGUUGUCUGUUCAAUCUGUGGUAAAGGUUUUACACAAAAUAAUCAUUUAAAAAGACACAUGAGAAUACACACUGGUGAAAAACCUUUUAUCUGUUCAAUCUGUGGUAAAGGUUUUACAGAAAAUUGUAAUUUGAAAGCACACAUGACAACACACACUGGUGAAAAAUCUUAUUCUUGUUCAUUCUGUGCAAAAGGUUUUACACAUAAUAUGCAUCUUAAAAGACACAUGACAACACACACUGGUAUAAAACAGUUUUCCUGUUCCAUCUGUGGUAAAGGUUUUGCACAAAAGAGUGAUUUGAAAAGACACAUAACAACACACACUGGUGAAAAACCAUAUUCUUGUUUAAGCUGUGGUAAAUGUUUCACACAAAAUAAUCAUUUAAGAAUACACAUGAGAACACACACUGGUGAAAAACCUUUUAUCUGUUCAAUCUGUGGUAAAAGUUUGGCAGAAAAUAGUCAUUUGACAGCACACAUGACAACACACACUGGUGAAAAACCGUAUUCUUGUUCAGUCUGUGCUAAAGAUUUUACUCUCAAUAGUCAUUUGAAAACACACAUGACCACACACACUGGUGAAAAAAAGUUUUCUUGUUCAAUCUGCGCAAAAAGUUUUACACAAAAUAUACAUUUGAAAAGACACAUGACAACACACACUGGUGAAAAACAUUUUUCCUGUUCCAUCUGUGACAAAGGUUUUACACAAAAUUGUGAUUUGAAAAGACACAUGACAACACACACUGGUGAAAAACAUUUUUCUUGUUCAAUCUGUGCUAAAAGUUUUACACAAAAUAUAAAUUUGAAAACACACAUGACAACACACACUGGUGAAAAACAUUGUGUCUGUUCAAUCUGUGCUAAAGGUUUUACUCGAAAUAUACUUUUGAAUAGACACAUGACAGUGCACACAGGUAAAAAGCCCCUUUCCUGUUCAAUCUGUGCUAAAGGUUUUGUACGAAAAGAUAAAUUGAAACGACACAUGAGAACACACACUGGUGAGGAAGUGUGAGUUGCAGUGUGUGUGAUGAAAUACUCUCUUUAAAAAGCCAUUGUAAGAAAUACAACAGAGAACAAACAGCAGCAGCAAAUGAAACUGCAGGAUUUUGAAUAAACUGUCAAAACUUUGAUUUUCUAGCGACAUUUGCCACAUACAACGUGUGACAUCAUUGUUGUGUGUCUAACACAAUCUUGUUCAUAUACUGUUAAUACAUUAGAUUUUUUUAGAUUAGUGUUUUAUGUAUGUUUUAAGUGUAUGCAUUAGUAAAGAACAUUGUGUACAUUUAUUUAAAAAGCACAUUUUCUUUGAUUGAAAACAUCUACAGACUGAAGCAUCAUAUUGUUUUGAAUACUGUUGUAUUCACAUUUGUGUUCGUUUAAAAAAACCCGAACAAAACAUCCAUCCAUCCAUCCAUUUUCUACCGCUUAUUCCCUUUUGGGGUCGCGGGGGGCGCUGGAGCCUAUCUCAGCUACAAUCGGGCGGAAGGCGGGGUACACCCUGGACAAGUCGCCACCUCAUCGCAGGGCCAACACAGAUAGACAGACAACAUUCACACUCACAUCCACACACCAGGGCCAAUUUAGUGUUGCCAAUCAACUUAUCCCCAGGUGCAUGUCUUUGGAGGUGGGAGGAAGCCGAUGUUAGAUAAAAUAGACUGUAUGUGUAGUUGGUUGGAACUGCUACGUGUACAUUUGUAAAAUAACCCCACAAAUGCCACAUUUUCAAGCACUUUAAUCUAUGUAUGUCACUUUGACUGUGUAAUGUGUGUCAAGCAAAUGUCGCACCAUGGUGUUGAGUGACUCAGAAACAUUAAUAAACGAGUUGAGAAAUAAAAAUACGCUAAGGUUUGAUCUUUCUUUAUUAUUUUACAGGUAUGGCCCAAACUUUAUUUAUACUAUUUAACCCCUUUGGUU